UCUUCAGACGGUGUCUGGUAUCCCGGCGUCACCAUGCCUCAACCAAAGGGGGAUCAAGUGUUCUUCGUGGUCCAUCAGCGGCAAGAGGAUCCGACUGAGAUAGUGGCCCAUCUUGUCAAGCAGGAUGGAUUGGAUGACCUAAAGGAAUACAUGGUGGAAAGCGGGUAUAAAUUAUGCGAAUCAACCCGAACUGAGCCGUUCCAAGCGAUGACUGGGGAAACGUUUUACAUUCGUCUUGUUGGCGAUUUAGAGGUCAACACAUUCGGGGAUAAAAGCUACCGAAAGGACAGACUCCAACUCCGGUGGAUUCGCAAUCGGGCCAACCGGAGAGAUUUCUUCGUUGAGGGCGUUUACAGGGGGCGUUUCCAGCCCGAGUACGCAGGCAAGGUUCUCUUGCAUCGUCUCACGGUGCAUGCCGGGACGAUUAAUAAGGGAAGCGGGAGACAGUUCACGCUGAACAACCUGGAGAGCAUUCUGGGUAGUGUGGUGUCGUCAUCAAAGUUGGUCAUACCGAAGGAAAGAGAGCACCCCGCCCCUCCAGAAAUACAAGACAGUUUUACAGAUGAAGAAGUUAUUAAAGACGUUGUCCUCCGAACUGUUUCCAAAGACAUCCCCAAGAACUUCGUCGUCCCUCUCGCCAUGCACCUUUUCGGUCUCUCGGAGGUCGAGAUUCUUAACCUCAGUCUCCUGCCGCACCAUCGCGAUUUCGACGAACAGCGAUACGCCGUCUUGGAAAAAUGGAUGUUAACGAACGGAGAGGAGGCUACGUUCACGAAGCUCAUUGAUGCCUUUAGAGCUGUCAAGAUGACGUCAGCGGCAAAUAAUCUAAAUAGGAACUUGUUGACCAAUGAGCGUUUAAAAUCGGUCGGUAAGGCACUCCCUGGUGACCUUCAACCCCUUGCUGACGUCAUCAAGGUUGACUUAGAAGAAUCCCGCCAAAACUACGUAGACGAACUGAACGAUCAUAAAUUCCAGAUUUUAUACAGAUGGCGGGAAGACUCGUUCGAUACGAUUCGCAAGAGGGCGUCCCAUUCUAAGUUGUUGCGAGCAAUGCGCAAGUGCGGAAUGGAAUUGGAGGCAGAGAGAUGUACGCUCAUUAGUUCGGUGGACGCACGUGACGUCGUUCUUCUUCGCAUCAUCACAAAAGACGCUAGUCGGGAAACCAUCUACCGACUCGUUCGCACACUGGGACUGGCCGAAGAGCAAAUAGAAGGAAUCACCAGAGAACACGGCCAAGACUUCAACAAGAAAAUGUUCAUGUUGAACGCACUGGUUCAGUGGCGGGACAGUGAUGGUGAAGGGACUGGAGCCAGAUUUGACGAGUUGAUGGAUCAUAUGGACACGGUGGGACUCCGUCUGAAUGCUGAUAUACUGGACGAGGAAUUAGUCAAAGAUAAACGUUUCCAUUUCGCGGCAAAGCACAUUGAGAACGACAUGAUGCAACCGCUGGCUGACAAACUCCGCGUUGAUACCACACCCAUGAUGAUCCAAUACAGUGGCGACUUUGUAGCCGAAUUGGGCUUCAGAUUACUCGUGCGGUGGAAGGAGACACGCGGUAAAUAUGCGUCACACACGGAGCUGCUGAAGGCUCUUGAAUCCUCCGGAUUGGGCGCGCUCGGGAAGGAUGUGGACAAGAUGGGAUCCGUGAAUAUUUCUAAAGGUGCAAUGUGUGACUUCUGCCUAAAGUACGUCACAAGUUGGAUCCACGUGAGCCGAGCCCACGAGUGGCCCUCUGUCGUCCAGAAUAUUCCAUCUAACAUCACCCAAGGUCUGGACAAACGUACCGUGGAGUUAAUCAAGAGACAGCAGAGAGAUCCAUGUGACCAGAUGGCAAGGGCUUUCAGGCUGUGUCGAGACAGGGGUGUGUUUAAGACGGCAGGCGCCAUGGUCAACAGGCUGAUUGCUUGCGGAUUUCAAAAGGCCGCCCUCAUGCUACUCGAUGUGUCCAGGUCACAGUUUUAUUGCACAACGAUUCGGCUAGAGGAUGUAUAG
This is a messenger RNA of Asterias rubens (European starfish), 1992 nucleotides long. RefSeq lists its product as uncharacterized. NCBI's taxonomy places the organism in Eukaryota, Metazoa, Echinodermata, Asteroidea, Forcipulatida, Asteriidae. The transcript has 10 exons. Bases 34 to 1992 code for a protein of 652 amino acids. Gene Ontology annotation, biological process: signal transduction. Gene Ontology annotation, molecular function: protein binding. The record is from RefSeq and is a predicted model, not a curated record.